AUGGGAUGCGAGUAUGUGAAUAGCACUUCUAGUUACUGCCCACGGGGAUCUCCGGUAGAAUGGACCUGGGAACGCUUGAGGGGGGGCCGGGGCGGAGAGAAUCAAGUAUUGCGCUCUACUCUACUCCAGUUGAUCACUUCUGUCCUGGAUGAAAUGCAUCUCAUCGCUCGCAUCGGUGGUUGUAGAGAUUCGGGGGGAAAGGACAUGGCAUACAGCAAGAAGACUGGGCACGCUCUUGUGAGUAGAACAUAA
Molecule: messenger RNA, 252 nt
Organism: Morchella sextelata
Lineage: Eukaryota; Fungi; Ascomycota; Pezizomycetes; Pezizales; Morchellaceae
Exons: 4
Coding region: 1-252 (83 amino acids)
Source: RefSeq, a predicted model, not a curated record